CAAGCAUCGGGAGUAUUUUUAGGACACUUCUCCAACAUUUUGCCAAUUUUAUACAAUAUUCAAAUUAUUUCAAUCAAGAUUGACGAGAUAAAUUGUUGAAGUUAGUAUCAUUGAAUGUUCUUGGAGCCAGGCGUCAAAAUCUAGCGCGCCUGAAUUGGAAGCCAUGCUUUAGUCAGGAAUCGGAUUACUAACUUUGACAUUUGAAUGUUGUCUACAAAUGAUCGACAACGAUGUUCUGUAUCGGGAAUCAGGACCAGGAAUACAGUUGCCGAAUCCUGCUCUUGGAUGAUACAGCCCUUACCAUUGAAGUUAAAGGGCCAUCAACGAAAGGCCAGGUGCUGCUCGAUAAAGUCAUCGAUCAUUUGAAUCUCUCUGAAAAAGAUUACUUCGGUCUGAGAUAUGUGGAUGAGGCUAACCAAACGCACUGGUUGGAUGCUUCAAAACCACUCAAGUCACAAGUGAAAGGUCCUCCACCAUUUGUUGUGUAUUUUGGUGUGAAGUUCUAUGCAGCUGAUCCAUGCAAGUUACGAGAAGAAAUUACUAGGUAUCAGUUCUUCCUUCAAGUGAAAAAGGACAUCCACCAGGGCAGGAUUCCUGUGACGUUUGACCAGGCAGCCGAGUUGUCAGCCUUAGCUAUUCAAUCUGAUUUAGGAGAUUAUGAUGUACGACGACAUUCAUAUGGAUAUGUGUCCGAGUUUCGCUUUGUGCCAAAUCAAACGGAAGAAUUAGAAGAACGCAUUGCGAAAUUACAUAGGCAAAUUGUAGGUCUUGUUCCAUCUGUAGCAGAAUACAACUACCUGGACCGAGUGAAAUGGAUCGAUAUGUACGGAGUCGACCUCCAUCCUGUAACGGGGGAUGGCAAUGUAGAGUAUUACCUUGGUUUGACCCCAACUGGAGUUGUUAUUUACAAAAACAAAUCAAAGAUAGGAAAUUAUUUCUGGCCCCGAAUAGUGCGGAUAAUGUUCAAAGGAAAACAGUUUAUGAUACGAGUUAGGGAUAAAAAUAAUGACGAAAAUACUCACACGUUUAACCUGCCCAACAAACAGGGAUGCAAGCAUUUAUGGAAGUGUUGUGUAGAACAUCAUGCAUUCUUCAGGUUAAGUCAUGUUACUGAUGGUGCUGGAGGGAAACUCUUCAACCUCGGUUCAAAGUAUAGAUACAGUGGUCGAACAGAAAAGCAGACGAUCAGGGACAAAGACAAACGAAGUGAACCACAGGUGAUACGAACACCGAGCAAGAGACAACAGAGACGAAGUGGAGAUAGUCUUCCUGAUGGUAAUACCUCUCAAGUUACAUGUACAUACAGCUGUAAUUCUGAGUCCGCACCUGCACUGAAAGUUGUCACUCCAGCACAAACGUCUUCCAAGUCACCUUAUCAUGAUCAGUCCCCUCGCAGUACUCGCUCUGCUCCAUGGGAGAUGAAUGAGGAAGCAUCUGGUGGUCUAUACACAACAAAAGGUACAUCCCCCUUAUCGUUUCGAAGUGAUAAAAUCAAGUUUCCUGCCCCAAGGAGAAUUCCGUCCUCCGGUAGUGAGAGUGAUGUGAGAAGACGACAACAUCGGAGUCGAAAGGGAAGUGGUGACUCGGAUACGAUGGAACAAGGCCGGAGAAGGAGAACUAGAUCUCGUGGUGAGAAUGGGGACAGUCACUCCUCAAGACAUCGAAGUCGUCAUCAUCGAUCUCAAGAGAUGGUCAGCUCUGAAGCUCAGUGGCAUGAGGUGCAGAAGAGACAGAAAGAAAAUGGCACCACAGGGACCCAGGAUGCUGUAGUGAAAGAUUUGAAAAACCCUGAUGGGUCCAUGCGUUCCCUUCAUUCUAACCACUCGGAAGCCAGCCAACAUAAGAGAAAGCAACGACGGAGAAGUCGGUCCCCGAGGGUUAAACCACCAGAAGAGCUCCGGCAGCAUUUCCAGUACGGUCUUGUUGAUCCAACUGUUCUGACAGAAGACCAACGGAGGGAUAUUCCUUACAUGGAAAUCGAGACAAAAGCCGAGCCGCACAAAGGGAGACAGUCGCCUCAUGCAAGGUAUCGAAGACGGUCACCAUAUAGGAAGAGUCAGGGUGAAGAAAUGGAGAAAGGCUUAAAAGUCUCUGGCACACAGGACGAGAACCGUCCACCCACCCCUGAUCAGCCAUCUCGGAAUGUAACGCAGCAGAAAGAUAAUCGCUCAAGUCGGCCAACCAGUCAAUACAGCGACUCUAACUACCAUCAAACAGAUCGACCUGAGCUGAAUGUGCGGCCAGCUGCCUCUGUGUACAAACAAGAGUUUCACAGUGCACCCAUAGUAAAAACAAAGCCGGUUGCAGUGUUCAUGGUACUGGCCCCAGAAACUUUACCUGGCCUGACCAUGUCUGACAAUCUCCUUGAUCCAAAAUGGCUCUGUAUGCCAACUGAGGACCAGGGACCUGUAAAAAACGGUGUUCAUUUAAGAGAAGAUUCAGGGAUCUGUAAUGACCAGGACUCCUACUCUGGCUCUGUUAGGUCAGAUAACAACAAGCCUUUGCCUCUGCAUGUGCCUGUUCCUGUCCGGAAAACCCUCGAUAGCAGACCUUUAUAUUACCAAGGAAUGCAGCCAGAUAGAUACUUAGCAAACAAGUCCAAUACCUUCUAUGAGGGUCCAAGGCCACCACCACCACCUAACAGACCAGGGACAAGGGAAUCCUCACCGGCUUACUCAACAAAACCACUAAAUCAGGUCACCAACAACCAGAGACCACUUGGUGCUGAGGAGAGACGAAAGUCACCUCAUGGCCCCGGAAAUGCCAAUAGGACUAGCCACAGUCGAAGUGCGUCUCCACCUUCAGAUGUUAGCAGAUCUUUUCAAUUGCCUGUCAGUACAGAGCUGUGAUAACUGCUAGUGAGAAGUGGAACCUGUUUUCACAGGGAUUAACUGACGAUCAACUCUGAGAUCUGUAUUUUCUUUUACAAAUAUGAACAUCGAAAGAGUGUGGUGUGGACAAUAUUGCCCUUGUGACCACUGUGACGUUGCACAGGUAAUUGCUAUUUAAAGUAAGAUUCAUUUAGUCAUAGCUUGUGACUAAGUCACCAUUGAUAUCAAAUGUUUAAUUGUAGUCAAUAGGUUUUUCAAUGCACACGAAAUUGUGUAAAUAUUAUAUAACUGUGCCUCCUGUAUCAAAAAUAUGAUGAAAAAGUGUGCAUGUGUAUAAUGUUUUACUGUACAUAGAUAAUUUCCAGCUUCUAAGCUGGUAUGGUGUAUAUAGUUUUCUAGAAGUUGUUCUGUUUUUCUUUGUAUGUAAACGACUGCAACAUGGUUGCAUUAAUUCUGAUUAGUUCAUAGGUCAGACUGAGAAGGUGCUUAUUAUUAUUGUCAGGUAUGAAUGAGUAGCAUAAUGCUAGUGUUAACUGUUGCUACAUUAUAUUUAUGGAAAAAAAUAAUGGCUUGGCCAAUAGGCCUUGUUACAAAAUUUGGCCUGAAUAAUGACCAUAUGUUGAGUAUAUGUCAGGUAUUUACUUCUCUCCUGUUAAAAAAAGGUCAGAAAGGUCUACAAAAAGUAAACUGAAUUUAGAUCUCUGCAGUGUACAUGUUUCUUGCUUGCACAUGACCAUGUAGCAGUGGAGUCUUGAAUAUCGAUGUUAAAAUGUUUAUGUAGUAUGUGUGAGUAAUGAGUUAAGUUGAUAUCAGUCCGGGAGAACAGGGAAAUCUUUUGUUUACAUAUUCUUCACUACCGGUGCAUCAGUAAACCUUCCAAAACUAUUGCCAUAGAAACCGUCAACACAUUGAUUCCAUCCUCUGCCUGUUACCAUGGCAACAUAGAUGAUAGAUAUCCCCUCCAGUGCUUUCAUUCUCAAUGCUCGUCCACUCUGUGCAGGCUAUGGUGCGUCUUCCCCUUGCAUAUCGGUACUUGUGUUGUUUCAUAUUACGUUGUGAAGAGGUUCUUACCUCCAUGGUUGUUUCUUUGGUACAUUUAGUGUGAACAUAUGAGAAUGAUGCGUCUAGGAAUAGUAAAACAAGCAUUUCAAAUAAGAAUUGCCAUAUUCUUUUGUGACUUGUUUAUUUCAUGAAUCACUUUCAGAAUGAUGUUUAUGACUUCAUUGCAUUGAGUUACAUUGUAUCAUUUGGAAUCCAUGCAAAUCACAAGAACUCUGCUUGAUUUGAAAUUUGUGUAAAAUCUAAUUCUCGCCUUUAGUUGCUGAAUUCAAUUCUCUGACGACAAGAAAUCUCCAGGGUUUUUGGUAAUUUUUAUUAUAUCGAGUAUCGGCAGUAUUUUCUUUAGUUAGAUAUUCUCCUUAUCCAGCCACAGGCUUUACCGUCCCUGCACCUACUAAGGCUAUGAACUUUUUUAUGUAGCCGAAAGAAUUCUAUGCACUAUACAAUUAUUGUAAUUCAUUAUAAUAAAUUUAUUUAUU
This is a messenger RNA of Lineus longissimus, 4369 nucleotides long. Its product is annotated as band 4.1-like protein 4. The transcript is spliced from 27 exons. The record is from RefSeq and is a predicted model, not a curated record. Gene Ontology annotation, cellular component: cytoskeleton. NCBI's taxonomy places the organism in Eukaryota, Metazoa, Nemertea, Pilidiophora, Heteronemertea, Lineidae. Bases 231 to 2849 code for a protein of 872 amino acids.